AAAAGACACAAAACCAAAACCAAAACCAAAACCAAAAAAAAAAAAACAAUUCACUUUUGAAAAAUCAGGGUUCCCAUUUGGUCCUUACAACUUUACUCCUUUUGGGGCACAACACAGACUCCAACACUUCACCAAAAGUAGCACUCCAUUAUGGCUAGAAAAGCAGAAGCGCUCUCUCUCUUUCUCCUGAUUCUGUCCUUGAUUUCAGUUGGCACUUUCAAAUUGGCGAACGGACAGAAAACUUGGUGUGUGGCCAAGCCAUCUUCGAAUGCGGCGACUCUGUUGGAGAACAUCAACUACGCGUGCUCCCAGGUCGACUGCAGGAUUCUCCAAAAGGGUUGCCCAUGUUCCUCCCCGGACAAUCUUAUCAACCGUGCUUCGAUAGCCAUGAAUCUCUACUACCAGUGCAAAGGGAGGAACAAAUGGAACUGCGAUUUCAAGCAUUCCGGUCUCAUCACCGUGACUGAUCCAAGUUAUGACAGCUGCGUGUAUGAGUAGAAGUUUUUACAAAACAAGUAUACUUUUCACUUUAUGUGGAUUCACCAUAUUGCUGCAGAGGAACAGAGAUAUUGAUCCUUUUUUUUAUGUAGCCACAGCCAAACGUAGUAGCAACUUAUCCAAAUUCUCUUCUUGUUUUUGUAAUGUUUUCUUAUAGCAAUCAAAUACUUUGUUAAAACAUACAUGUUGCGAACAGAAAAGGGGAUCCUGUAGGGCAGCCGGUAGGAGUUCGGAUUAAAUCCGAGUCGUCGGCGUCAAAAUGGACGACCGAAUCGACCGCCCUACUGGCGAACAUGUCUAAAUGUAAGUGGAGUUGGGGAUUCAUCUCAAUAUAUAGUGACUUGCUAGUU
This is a messenger RNA of Rhododendron vialii, 848 nucleotides long. Its product is annotated as glucan endo-1,3-beta-glucosidase-like. The record is from RefSeq and is a predicted model, not a curated record. NCBI's taxonomy places the organism in Eukaryota, Viridiplantae, Streptophyta, Magnoliopsida, Ericales, Ericaceae. The coding region runs from base 151 to 498 and encodes 115 amino acids. The transcript is spliced from 4 exons.